AUGGUUCCCGUUUCACGUCAGGAAGGUCAUCUCAACCUGAACUACAUUCCGAUCUCUCAGCCAAUGUCGGGAACGUCGACUGGAAGCAGCUCGCCCAGCGAUCCCUCUGCGGCGGCUGCGGUGAAAUCUCCUUUUGGAGGUCCCAACGGGCUGGGUAGUGCUCCGGGUUCAUUGGGAAGCUCGCGACUAGGGGCUGGAUCCCCUUCUCAUGAACUUGGUGCCCGCCUCUAUUCUAAGCGGGCGCGAGAGAUUCAGGCGCAGGAAGGUGUUUCCCCGAGCAUUUGGGGCCCCCCAACGAGUGGACAUUCUACCCCCCUUCGCGAGAAUAUUCCCGAGUCUCCUAGUCAGGAUGGCUUUCCCGACCUCGUGCCUCCUCCAGAGUCAACAAUCAACAGCCCCGCUAGAAGGGCCAGAGCGGGCACUGUUCCGUCGCGAUUCCCUCCUGUCGGCACGCUGAACGGAUCGAACCUUCAACAACAGUCUUUCUUGUCCAAGACGUCCCGGCCUACGCCAUCAACCAGCCCAUUCCGACCCCCGGGAGUCUCAGGUGUCGAGUCCAGCGUGAAGACGACAACAGCCGCACCUGGAAGUAAUACGACAGUCUUAUCCCGUCUGCGGGCAGGCUCAAUGCCGCAGCGUACAAGUAUUCUGGGUUCUUCGAAUCCUUUUGGGCCGUCUCUUUUCUCCACGAACUGGUCGACUGGGCGGGAGCGAGCGACAACACUUACCAGUAUUCGAUCAUCCGAAGGCCCAACUUCUCCAUCCCAGUCCUCCUUUUCGAGAGACGGCCUGGCCGAUACCGAUGUGAAGACGUUGGACUACCUUGGGCUGGCAGAAACGCCACAGCAAACGGGGGCGACACUCGCCCGUCCGUCAGUGGAGUCUCUCAUGCAACAACAGCAACAACAGCAGCAGCAGCAACAGCAACAACAGCAGCAACAACAGCAACAGCAACAGCAACAGUCAUCAGCCCUCCCUCCGCUGCUGGCUGAACUGGCGAUGAUGAAGAAUAAUAACCGGUUCCGAUCCUACUCUGUGAACGCCACAGAGAAAUAUGCCGAGGAUGAUGAGGAGUACGGAGCCCAGUAUCCACAGGUUCCGUCAGGCACUAUGACUCCCUCGGCUGCAGCGACGGCAGCACAACUUGCAGCAACGCAAGCUCAAAUCCAUCAACAUAACCUUGCAGUCCAAGCUUUCGCCAACCAUGCCUCUGCAAGUCGGCCUCGAGCAAGGACAGCCGGUGUUCUUGAUACGCCGCCACAACGAUCUUCCAUUCGAAAUUACCUUGCAACUCCUUCCCGGCUGGACAACAGUAUCAGCGCGGCUGACCUCCGCAUUGCAGAGGGUGGGGAAUAUGACGAACUAUCCGAGGCUGUACACAUGAUGCAGCUUGGCGGAAAUAAUAAUAAUAAUAAUAACGCCAAUGUUGCUGCUCGUCCCGCCGCGGAGACGACUGAUGAAAACAACAUCGAAGGCCCGACAAGAGCAUUAUGGAUCGGAAGCAUUCCUGUUUCCACAACCGUCACGUCUCUGGAAGCGAUCUUCAGCAUAUACGGCAAAAUCGAAUCGACCCGUGUCCUUACGCACAAGAACUGCGGAUUCGUCAACUUCGAGCGUAUUGAAAGUGCUAUCCAGGCUAAGUCCCUUCUCAAUGGCAAAGAGAUCUUCCCUGGGGCAGGGCCUGUGAGGAUCGGGUACGCCAAGGUUCCAGGAACUUCUGCGUCUGGGACCCCAGGUGCCAAUGGAACCCAGCCUUCUCCGACGCCUGAUCCCAAUGCAGCUUCGGGAGCGAACGGGGCCGAUGCGGGCUCGAAAUCAGAGAGAACGGAUGCGAAUACUCCUCAGGUCCCGCCUCUCGUCGAGUUGCAGCCAGAAAUGGCUCAGAUUGUGAAGGAAUUUGGUGCCACUGAUGAGGACGCUCGCAAAAUCACCGCUAGCAUUCAGCGGGCUAUUGCGUACAAGUCAUUUAUAGACGAGAUUCCACCAAUCCCGGAGCCAAGCCAGACUCGGAUGUACGAUGCCCCUCGCCUUCGCGACAUCAGAAAGAGGAUCGAUAAUGGGGCCUGUUCCAUCCAGGAGAUUGAGGAAACUGCAAACGGCAUGCUUCCAGAGAUCGCAGAGCUAUCUUCUGACUAUCUCGGCAACACGGUUGUCCAGAAACUUUUCGAAUAUUGUUCUGAACAGACCAAGGAGCAGAUGCUGGUCCAGAUCGCACCACACCUCGCGGAGAUUGGAGUGCAUAAGAACGGAACGUGGGCCGCUCAAAAGAUUAUUGACGUGGCGAAGACUCAGACGCAGAUGAAAAUGAUUGUGGAGGCCCUUCGACCAUACACGGUUCCUUUGUUCCUAGAUCAGUACGGCAACUAUGUGCUGCAGUGCUGUUUGCGCUUCGGCAGUCCGUAUAAUGAUUUCAUCUUCGAGACCAUGAUCAGCAGGAUGUGGGAAAUCGCUCAGGGAAGAUUCGGUGCUCGAGCCAUGCGCGCUUGCCUCGAAAGUCAUCAUGCCUCCAAAGAUCAACAACGGAUGCUUGCCGCUGCCAUUGCGCUUCACAGUGUUCAGCUCGCUACGAAUGCGAACGGCGCCCUUCUCUUGACUUGGUUCCUGGACACAUGCACCUUUCCCCAUCGGAGGGCUGUGCUCGCUCCGAGACUUGUGCCUCACCUGGUGCACCUUUGCACCCACAAGGUUGCCUAUCUGACCGUUCUCAAAGUGAUCAAUCAAAGGAACGAGCCUGAGGCGCGGGAAAUCGUGCUCAAGGCCCUCUUCUUCAGUCCUGGUGACGAAGUCUUGGAGAAGAUCCUGAGUGACCCAACAUCCGGCGCGACGCUGAUCUUCAAAGUCCUGACCACACCUUUCUUCGACGAGUCGAUGCGCGCAGAAGUUGUGAAAAACGUGUCCAAAGUUCUCACCAAACUGAAAGCUACUCCAAGCCAGGGCUACAAGCGCUUGAUGGAUGAGGUUGGGCUGUCCUCCCGGGGCAGUUCUCGUGACCAUCACUCCGGAAGAGACGGUGGAAGUGGUCACGGCUCGAAUGCGGACAAACAGCAGCACCGUCCAACGUCGCGGCAGACGGCAAACACCAAUCAUCACUCUCAGCAUGCCACGGAGAGACAGUAUGGCGGGCAGUUUACCGGCGCUCAGAACCUGGACAACACAGCAUCCAUGGCACGACCUGUGACUUCCGAACAAACCUUCGACCAUUACGGUGCGAACGGAGUGGGUGGCCCUGCUGGUAUUGGCGCGGCUGGCGGUAUCAACACCAUCAACGGUCUUGGUGGUAUGAACGGUCCAGGAUUCGGCCAGGAAGGCAUGAUGCCAAUGAACCAGCAACAGCUCCAGUAUCAGGCUUACCUGCAAUCCCGAGGUAUGUCGCCGAGUGGGCUUUACCCAGCCGUGGCUGGCAAUAACUUUGGUGGAUAUGCCCCGUCUCUCUCCAUGGACAAUUUCAGGGGGUUGCAGGGCCCUUCUACCCUGCCCGGACCAACGUCGCAGAUGAGUGCCAGUCCGAUGCUCAGCCAACCCGCCUUUGCUCCGGCCCAAUUCAGUCCUGUUCUGAACACUGCCCAAAUGUACCAGUAUCCUCCACAGUUCUACCCCCAAGCUCAAGCCCAAGCCAUACCAAACCAAGCCGCGGGUGGGCGGCGUGGACGCGUAAGUACUCCAGAUGGCGCCUGA
This is a messenger RNA of Rasamsonia emersonii CBS 393.64, 3675 nucleotides long. RefSeq names its product RNA binding protein Jsn1. The transcript is spliced from 2 exons. The record is from RefSeq and is a predicted model, not a curated record. Gene Ontology annotation, molecular function: RNA binding. Lineage: Eukaryota; Fungi; Ascomycota; Eurotiomycetes; Eurotiales; Trichocomaceae. Bases 1 to 3675 code for a protein of 1224 amino acids.